Messenger RNA from Gasterosteus aculeatus aculeatus (three-spined stickleback), 6308 nucleotides. NCBI's taxonomy places the organism in Eukaryota, Metazoa, Chordata, Actinopteri, Perciformes, Gasterosteidae. The record is from RefSeq and is a predicted model, not a curated record.
AGGAGCUGAAACAGAACCGACAGAAGGAUGAAAAUGCUCCGGUUUCGUAGCCCAAGCAUCCGCUCCUUGGACCAGGAGGUCCUGUGCACGAUCCGGUUACUGGAUGACACCGAGAUCUCCUGCAGCAUCCAGAGGGACACCAAAGGUCAGUUCCUGCUGGACCAUGUGUGUAACCACUACAAUCUACUUGAGAAAGACUACUUUGGUAUUCGGUAUGUGGACCCCGAGAGACAGAGGCACUGGCUGGAGCCCAACAAGCCUGUGGUGAGACAGAUGAAGUCAGCUCACCAGCCGUACACCAUGUGCUUCCGGGUCAAGUUUUAUCCACACGAGCCGAUGAAAAUCAGGGAGGAGCUCACCAAGUAUCUGCUGUACCUGCAGCUGAAGAGAGAUGUCUACCACGGUCGUCUCCUUUGUCCUUUUGCUGAAGCUGCAUAUCUCGGAGCCUGCAUCAUACAGGCCGAGCUCGGGGACUACGACCCGGAGGAGCACCCGUCAGACUACAUCAGAGACUUCAAGCUGUUCCCGAAACAAUCCCUCAAACUGGAGAGGAAGAUUAUUGAAAUACACAAGAACGAGCUCAGGGGACAGAGUGCUGCCUUUGCUGAGUUGAACAUGCUCCAAAGGGCUCACAGCCUGGAGACAUAUGGAGUUGAUCCUCACCCUUGCAAGGAUUUCACAGGCUCCACAGCCUUCCUCGGGUUCACAGCCACAGGUUUUGUGGUCUUCCAGGGAAACAAGAGGAUCCACCUUCUCAAAUGGGCUGAUGUUAGCAAGCUGAAGUUUGAAGGAAAAACCUUUUACGUCAUCGGGGUCCAGAAAGAGUCAUCACUGAAGAAACUGGUGUUGACAUUUCACACCUCGACCCCUGCAGCGUGCAAGCAUUUAUGGAAGUGCGGGGUGGAGAACCAAGCCUUCUACAAGUGUGCAAAGUCAAGCCAGAUAAAGACAGUUUCCAGCAGUAACAUCUUCUUCAAAGGCAGCCGGUUCAGAUACAGCGGAAGAGUUGCAAAAGAGGUUAUAGAAGCCAGCUCAAAGAUUCAGAGAGAGCCACCAGAUGUGCGCAGAGCGCAGUUUGGUCAGAGCCGAAGUUUUAACUCCCUCAGCCAUAAAAACCUCAUCAUUAACAUGGAGCCGCUGGUGCCUGCACUGCCCUCCACCAACGAAUACGAAGAGACGGCCGCAGACGCAGCAGGUGUUGUCGCUGUGAAGGACUCUGUACCUUUGUCUCCACUCAAACCAGCUGCACCUGCAGACACACAGCAACAAAGUAGUGAGGGAAGAACAUCUGCUUUAGGCAAUGACCUGCAACCUUCCCGGGUUUCCGGGGAAACCUCAAAUCUCCGACCUCAGACGCCAAAAGCUGAAGAUGACGUGGUGGAAGAUGACGAGGCCAGUGGGUCUCUCACCAUUUCUGAGCUUGUCUACAGUCCCUGCGCCAGCAUGUUACCCACCCCGGUGGACGACAGUCAGGGAGGCGUCGACUUGCUCUUCUCGUCUCCGGUCCAGAGCCCAGCGAGGAUGCUGAGGGAGCUCCACGCCGACCCUGACAUCCAGGCCCAGCUGCAGGCCGAGAGGGAGCGGGACCGGGCUCGCGAACGCACCCGGGCGGCUGCCAGAGGUGGAAUGGGCGGCGCCCUCGCCAGCAGCCUGCGCCUGCUGUCGUCCAAUGAGAGAUUCAAUGCGUGCGUGCUGAGUGCGGCUCGCUUCGUUGGCGUGGUAAUGGGGAUCCUGCUCGUCACUGUGCCCACACUGCUGCUGCUGUUAGAGUCGGACAUUGACGUGUCGUUCCUCCACGAGAUCCGCCAGACGCCGGAAUUUGAGCAGUUUCACUACGAGUAUUACUGCCCGCUGCGCCGCUGGGUCCUGUGUAGGAUCAGCAUGGCCAUGGAGAACCUCUGGUCGGACUGAGCAGGGAGAAAGAGGAGUCACUGCAGGGGGAAGAAAAAUGUCCCAAAUGUCUUGUCUUAAUGUGUAAUUUGGUCUUAUAUUCAGUUUCAACAACAGGUGAGACAAAAAAACACAGUCUGCCAAUGAGAUGAGAUUACUUCAGUUUAUUUUAAGAGAAUAUUCAACUGGGUCCUCACAAAAUUUCUGUUGCAUAAUUUGUUAAAGAGGCCUGAGAUGGAUAAACUGUCAGAUUUUCUCUAAUCGAAUUUCUCUAGAACAAGUAGAUUGGUUUCACCUCUUUGGCAGCAUAAAUUGGAGUCUUAAAGAGAUAGAAAAGAAUUAUGAUUAUAGUCAUAGGAUCCAAUCACUUGUUAAGACACUUUGGGCAGUUAUGAACUGAAAAGAAAGAACAAGGAAGACUGAGUGUUUGAGAAAAAACACGUGUGGAGAUUCAUGAAAAUAAAAGUUGUAGAUAGAGAGAGAGUCACGAGAGAUUUGAAAAUCAAAAAAAAUACAAAAGAUAACUUGUUUGGUUCCUUUUAAUAGAACAUUUGAAGGUCUGUUCACUCCUGAUGCUGACGAGCGGAUGCAACGACUCCGUAAAUAGGGCUAAGCAUUCUGAUUGGUUCUCGCCUUCAGAGUGGAACCCCUGAUAGGUCAAAGGAGCUGUCAGUCAUGACAGAGUGGGUGGGAACAGCAAGAGAAACGAUUCACUGCAACGCAACAAUAGCCACAGUCAAAGACACAUUAUAUAUAUUUAAAAACAAAAGACAAAUAUGAUGAUCAAUAUCUAUCCAAAUAAGUUGUUUUUAAAGUUUUGUACAUUUUUAUGUGAUCCAGAUCUUUCAGGAAUUUUUCAGUCAGAGGAUCUACUUUGAGCUUGUUUUAAAAUUAAGAGUUUACAAAAGAUUACAAAAAAAUGAAUUUAUUGAAGUUUAUCUGGGGGUGAUGACAAAUUUAAGAUAUUUUUUAAGACUACCGUCAGCAUUUACUCACCCGGUAGCAGCCUGGGGUUUUCCUACAGAGGGGAUAGCACAAAUAUUUUACACAGACCACAGAUAACUACUGUUUCAGAUUAUGUGAUGUCAUUUUGGAAACAGGAGGGCAGCAAAGGAGAGAAACUUUAGUCUGUAUGUGAUGAACUUCUAAAUGUCUUCUGAACUAAAUGUGAGCUCACUAUUUAAGGCUACAAGUGCAUCGUUCAGUGUGUUUUAAAAGAGUUUGAACAGAAAUGCAGAAAUGCCCAAGAGUUAAAAGGUUCCUCAUGAUGAAAAGUUGCUGUGGUGGAAUCGUGAGGAAUGAUAGUUUGUUAGUGGCUGGUGUGCUGCUGGUGGGAGAGUCCUGUCAGUGUCUCAGGGUUUGGAAGUGAACUAUAAAGUUAUAGUCCAACCUGACCGCUGCUGCGUGACACAUAAUGGGACAAGUAAAUCAGUCGUACAAGUCCUUCUCUGGUCAUUUUCUGGUGGAGAAGAAGUUGAUCCAACUGAACGAAUGUGGCACGGUUGGAGUGCAGUUGCAAGUAUUUAACUGAAGCAUUUUAUUCACCAGAUAAUAUUGGAAAUGAUUUGUAGCCAUUUCCAUUAUAAACUGUGAUGGGCUUUGAAUUUAGAUAACUGUUUACUCACUUCACUACCUACAUGACUAUUAUUUCCCAUUUAAAUGGCAGUGACCAACAAGGUAUCUGGUGUGUUCAUAUAUAAAGGUAUGCUCACAGAUAUUCACCGCUGAUAUGGCUGAGGUUCCCAAAAGGGCCUGCGAAAUAAAACGUAUCUUGGAAUAAAAGAGUCUCUAUUCGGUACACAGCUGAUAUAUGAACUGUAGACGUGUUGGUCUUUCAAAGAUAGGUUAUUGUUUUGUACCUUUACAAAGCUACGGUCACAGCAUGGACUUAAACAAUGUCAGCUCAUGACUCAAGUCAUCAUUGGACUGAGGACUAAUUCCUAAAGAGUCCUGUAGCUCUGAUGAGAAAUCGCAUCAGUCACUUUCUGAAACUUACAGCCGCCGGCGUGCGAUUGGUCACCGCGUGUCUCCCGCAGUCAUGUGGCUCAUCACGGAGAAGAGACAGAGAGCUACAGAGAUGUGAAGUUACAUCACAUCAGAUGAAAACAGAUGGGUUUUUUGUUUUGUUUGUUUUGCCCGAAAUGUAGUUCAAUUUGGAUCAACUUUUCAGGAAAGAAAAUGAGUAAUUUAGGUUCAAAAUAACAAAUAUACGUCUAAAAAAAGAAAAGAGGAAGAAAUGUUUCUAGUCACAGCAUAAAAUAUAUCCAUAACCUUCAUACUGUACUUGUCUUGUUAUUAUGUUAUAAUUACUAUCCAAACACUUUAUAUAUUUAUAAGAUUGUAGCUGGAUAUAAAUAUGUGUGUGUUGUUGUAGCCUCAUUUCACUCAACUACAUUUGCAUCCAAAAAUAUUUCCCCAAAUGUUUUUGUGUUAUCAAAGUAUGAUAGUAGCAUAUGAUAUUGUAGUAGCAUAUGAUCCCUCUCCAUACAGGAAGAUUUCUUAAAUAUGAUACUUAAGAAAUCUCUCGAUACUCUUCGGCUGCUACAGAGGCCUUUGCAGUGCACAUCACUAUCGAAGCCCUUUUAUUACAUAACCGAUCACAGUUGCUGCCUCAUACUAUCAGCUCUAUUGUCCUAGAACUCUGUUAUGAAUCAACAAGCUUUAUGCAUGAAAAGAAAAUAGAAAAAUAGAAAACAGGCAGGAACAAAAUAGUCACUCUAAUGAGGGACAAAGCAUUUAUUUUCCUACUACAGCAACGCUGAAACACAGCGAAGGGCCAAACCACUCUGACGACAGUGUGUGCAUUUAACAUCACACACUCCGAGCUUCACCGGAGACGAGCAAGCUAAUCUAUUUGCACUGCUACAAGAUCCCCAUUAUCACAUGAUUUCAUCACCAACUAUCGUCUUACUCAGCGGUUGAUCCCCCAGUCUGCACAUGUAGUUUUCAAAGUGUUAAAAAAAAAGAGUUUCUCUUUAAAGACUUCAUGUACACAGCUGUACGGACAAAGUUUGUUCCCGGCUUUGUUCUUUUAUUUCUGUGCUCUGUCCUCCUCUAACAUGGCGGAUUUCUUACUCUGACUUCUCAAUGCAAAUCGCAUGCUCCCAUCUGUAAAUACUGUGCUUAUAGUUGUGGCAAAAAAAACAAAAAACGGUCAAAAAUGUCCAUCCUUCCUUCCUUUUGUGUGUCUUGUCCUUUCAAAGCGCUCUAGAUUUAGGCCCGGCUGUCUUGAUCAUCUUAGAUGAAUGCAUGUUUCUGUGUUUAAUCCAAGAUGAAGAAGAGGGAAAUAUCCAUUAUAAUCAUUGGCUUGACAAGACUGAAUUCAUAUGGUCGCUAAUUAUGUUAGUUUCCUUUGAGCGGAUCUAAAAAAAAUCGCUUCUUGAUGUCUGCUUGGAAAAGAUCAUUUUACAACCUAAAGCCUAAUUGGUUAGUUUCAUUGCGCUUGUGCUGUGUGUGUACAUCAUUAAAGGCAAUGUCCUAAUACUGACACCCUAACCUCAUUGCUAACAGAGCAUGCUGUUAACUGAUGCUAACCGAUGAACAAAAGGUCUUUUAGUUCUGUCAUCUCACAGAUCUUUGGCCUCAUGUCACACUGUAGCAUAUAGUCUGUAGCUCAUUUAUCAGUUUAGCCUUUAUGAGUUUGAUUCAGAGAUUUAGCUCGUGUUUUGAGCAAGCGAACUGGAGCUCUCGUGUUUUACAUUUACAUGUUGACCCAGACUGCAACUUUUCUUGCCUGUACGUACUUAAAACUGUGAUUAAAAACAUCAUCAAGAUCACUCACCAGUGGAUGUCUAAUCUGAGGGUUUACUGUACUACUACGUUUGUGACAUGAGUCAAGUAUUUACAAACCUUAAAUUAAAUUACAUGCCUGUAAUUAUCAGUAAGGAUUUUUUUUAAAUGCCUCGCAGACAACAGAACAACAGAAAUCAAAGCUGUUUAAAACUGAUACACAAAUAUUGUUUUUGCAAGAUUUAUUUAAGACGAUAAAUAUUUGAACUCAGGUCUACGAUUAUGCAAACUGUUUGACAUCACAUGGUAAAGGAGAAAAAUAAGCUGUUGUUCAGCAUAUUAAAUCCGUGUUGUGUAGGCAUGUACAGUAGCAGAUUCUCUUGCAUGGUCCCUUUUUUUGUUUUUGAUUGUUAUUCAAAUUGGCUUGUUGUUUUAUUUGUUAGAUGUAUUUUUUUUCUUUGUCAUUCAGUCUCUUUUAAUAACAAACGUUGAGAGAUAUAAUAUAAGAAGAAUAAAAAAAAUGUUAAAAAGAAAAUCCCUAAAUAAUGACUCAAUUUUCUCCUGGGACAACUAAGCCUUAUCAACUUUGUGAAGUACAUUUUUUUGAAUGUUUGUAUAAAAGAAACAAAUUGAUUGUUUUCUAUGUUAAUACUGCCAUAAUAAAGCUCCCUAAUGAAUAUAUAUUGAAA